GCAGCUCUGAGGUUUUGGCUGGAGGCUGAUGUGGACGGAUUCCAAGUUCAGAGUGUGGAAAAUCUGACAGAUGUAUCCUUAUUGGCUCAGUGGCAAAACAUCACCAAGAGCUUCAGUAAAGAUAGGCUCUUGAUUGCAGGGACAGACUCUUCCAACCUGCAGCAGAUCCUGAGCCUCCUUGAGAAUGCUAAGGACCUGCUGCUAACCAACUCAUACCUGUCAAGACCCAGUUCCAGUGGGGAGCAUGUAAAAGUCCUCAUCACCCAAUAUUUGAAUGCCACUGACAACCGCUGGUGUAGCUGGAGUUUGUCUCAGGCAGGGCUUUUGACUUCCUUCGUGCCGGCUCAGCUCCUCCGACUCUACCACCUGCUGCUCUUCACUCUGCCAGGGACUCCUGUUUUCAGCUAUGGGGAUGAGAUUGGCCUGCAGGCGGCAGCCCUUCCUGGACAGCCCGUGGAAGCCCCGGUCAUGUUGUGGAAUGAAUCCAGCCUACCCCAAUCAGGGUCUGUAAGCAUCAACAUGACAGUGAAGGGCCAGCAUGACGACCCUGGUUCCCUCCUGUCCCUGUUCCGGCGCCUGAGUGACCAGCGUGGUAAAGAGCGCUCCCUGCUGCAUGGGGACUUCCAUCCGCUCCCCUCCAGUUCUGGCCUCUUCUCCUAUAUCCGCCACUGGGACCAGAAUGAGCGUUUCCUGGUGGUGCUCAACUUUGGAGACAUGGGCCUGACAGCCAGGCUAGGGGCCUCUGACCUGCCUAGUAUCCCCAGCCUGCCAGGCAAAGCUGAUUUGCUACUCAGUACUCAGUCAGGCCGUGAGGAAGGGGCCUCCCUGGAGCUGGAAAACCUGAAGCUGGAUCCUCAUGAAGGGCUGCUGUUACGCUUCCCCUAUGUGGCCUGACCCCACCUAUCUAGGACCCAGUACCCUCCUUGUUCCCUCACCAGCCCCUUUGGGUUCUGUUUUUUCUUUUUCUUUUUUUUAAAAAACUUUUUUGCAGAUUACAAAUGAACUCUCAAGUAGGGUAUCUUCUGCCUUCAAAUAAAAGUCAUCCCUGCCUGGUGA
Ictidomys tridecemlineatus (thirteen-lined ground squirrel) is the source of this 1056-nucleotide messenger RNA. Lineage: Eukaryota; Metazoa; Chordata; Mammalia; Rodentia; Sciuridae. The record is from RefSeq and is a predicted model, not a curated record.